Messenger RNA from Strongylocentrotus purpuratus (purple sea urchin), 3590 nucleotides. RefSeq names its product probable dimethyladenosine transferase (gene dimt1). The record is from RefSeq and is a predicted model, not a curated record. The transcript has 11 exons. Gene Ontology annotation, cellular component: mitochondrial matrix. Gene Ontology annotation, molecular function: rRNA (adenine-N6,N6-)-dimethyltransferase activity. The coding region runs from base 151 to 1071 and encodes 306 amino acids. Gene Ontology annotation, biological process: rRNA methylation. NCBI's taxonomy places the organism in Eukaryota, Metazoa, Echinodermata, Echinoidea, Camarodonta, Strongylocentrotidae.
AUUCAUAAGUUAUGAAUUACGUCAUGAACUUAUUCACACGUGCACAGGCCAUUUCAUUUGGCUGUUUGUAGUUGAAUUAUUACUUAUAUCAACGAUAAAUCGUGAUUGACAUUCUUUAUCAGAAGUUGGAACGGUCUGUCUAAGGUCAAGAUGCCUAAAGUAAGAGUGGAGAAGAAAUCACGCGUUCAUGAUCAAGUGUACAAGCAAGGAAUCCUGUUCAAUACUGGGAUAGGACAGCACAUCCUCAAGAACCCUCUUGUCAUUGAAAGCAUCAUCAGCAAGGCUGCCUUGAGAAGCACCGACACAGUCCUAGAAGUUGGACCUGGUACUGGAAACAUGACUGUUAAGAUGCUGGAUAAAGCCAAGAAGGUAGUUGCUUGUGAGCUGGAUCCUCGUCUUGUUGCUGAGUUACAGAAGAGGGUGCAAGGAACACCGUUUGCUCCCAAGUUGCAGGUGAUAGUUGGUGACGUCCUGAAGACUGAUCUGCCUUUCUUUGACGUGUGUGUUGCCAAUUUGCCGUACCAGAUCUCGUCUCCAUUCGUCUUCAAGCUUCUGCUUCACAGACCGUUCUUCAGGUGUGCAGUGCUGAUGUUCCAGCAGGAGUUUGCACAGAGGUUAGUUGCCAAGCCUGGGGACAAGCUCUACUGCAGGUUGUCCAUCAACACACAGCUACUGGCCAGAGUAGACCAUCUUAUGAAGGUUGGUAAGAAUAACUUCAAACCUCCUCCCAAAGUUGAGUCUAGCGUUGUAAGGAUAGAACCGAGAAAUCCACCCCCUCCAAUAAACUUUCAGGAAUGGGAUGGCCUAGUUCGCAUUGCAUUCGUGAGAAAAAACAAAACCCUUUCCGCUGCCUUUAGAAACAAAGGAGUUGUUGAGAUGCUUGAAAAGAACUACAGGGUGCACUGCUCAGUUAAGAACAUUGCCAUACCAGACAAUCUAGACAUGAAGGAAAAAGUGGUCUCAGUUUUAGAAAAGAUUGAAUUUGAAGGAAAGAGGGCCAGAACGAUGGAUAUUGAUGAUUUUCUAAAGUUAUUAUCCAGCUUCAAUACAGAAGGAAUCCAUUUUUCAUGAUAACAACUCAAAGAGUAGAACUUUCGAAGACUGGAUGUCUGAUGAACUCUUGGACUCUUGAUGAUACAUGCUAUGCAUUGUAUCUGCUUCAUGGAAACUGAACAAAUAAUGGUCGGAAAAACAUUAACAGCAAUACAAUCCGAGCUACAAAUGUCGUCUUUUAGACGGUCACACAGAGAGACAAAGAUUGGUUGGAGUAACAUGGAAAGAAGAACUGCAGCCUGUGGCUACAAAACAUCAUGUGACUCGGUGCAGACCAUUUUUCUGUACAGCAUCAAUUGACUCAGCAGUGGCGAUGUUAGAUUUCGGAAAGGUCAUGCAUUGAAUAGACAGGUUUACUAAAAUAUUCAAAUUUUAUGCAUACUUUUUAAAUAAAGGUUGUUCUGGACAACCUGAAAGCUUGCCUGACAUAGCAACAAGUAAUGUACCGGUAUGCAGACUGGAUUCCAAGUAUUGUAGUUCAUUCAUGAAUAAUAGGUUAAUGGAAUAACUCGUCACUAGGUCCCCACGAAAGAAACAUCCAUACAUAUGAAUAUGUUAAUAAACAAGUCUAUUGAUGCUACUUUUGGACAUGUUAUUUUAACCUCAGGGCUGAUAUAGGAGCUAUUAAUCCCAAUGUGAUUAAAGUUUGUUCAUUUCAACAUUACUUUAGAUUUCUAUCCAUUCAUGCCUCUCCUGAGAGUGUCACUUUAACAGAUUUUUGUUUGUUUUCAUUGAUUUUUGUUAUUUCUAUAUAUGUAUCAGAAUGUUUAUAGAACAGAUAAUUCAAAUUGGAAAUAAUACAACCUAACCUUACCCUCGCCCAAGACGCAAUCUAGAGCAAACCAACAGGCUCUGUUUUAAGGAUUUAAAAAGAAAAUCUUGUCAAGUGUCGUAACUAGUAACGUGCUGUUCAACCCCCCCCUUCCCAUCAAAUGUUUUCUUGUUUAAACUCGCUGCAUGAAGGAUAGUUUGUGUAAUUCGGAUUAACCUUGUACCUUGUGUAUUGGAACUGCGACAGAUCGUUACAUAGGUGUGUUACACGUUUGUUUCAUAAGACAUUAUAUUGCAUCAUUUAAUAAAUUAUUAAAGAUAUCAAGUUUCAGAGAAGUGCCCAAGUGUGGUUUAUUUACACCACCAUUAGACCAGUUUUCUAGCUGAGACUUGUAUACCAGCUUUGUAAUUAUUUUUUUAUUAAUAAUAUUAGUAUCGGUACAUGCAUGAUUAUAUUUUAAUCCUAUGAUUAUGCCAUGCUAUUCUAAAUCAAUAUGGUUAUUUGGAAGAAUCAACACCAUUUAACAAUUUGUUCUAAAUUCUGUACUACAGUAUGUGCCUGUAUCAUAUUUUGUGAGCCAUGAAAAUGAUAACUAUAUAAAUAUAUAUUAACUAAUUUAUUGGUUAUUGUCCUUCUGGCUCUGAACAGAUAACGUGAAAAAGGAUACAAAAAAGAAAUAUAUGCUCACAAUUGAUUUCCGUCCAUCAUAUUUUAUUCCAGAUUUGUAUAUAUAUAAUUAUAUAGCUACAAGUCAACGUGGCAAAACUUCCUUUUUCAUAUUUACAAAAGUACAUGUAAAAAUAAUUUAUACAAUGACGUUUUUUUUCUCCACUUUACUGCAGCUCAAAUCGCAUCACAACUUUUUCGGGGGUAACCUGGUUUCUCUUCUCGAACAUAAAACGACUGUCUAUCAAACAAAAUUUGAAAUAAUUUAAAUGUCAAACACAUAUUUACACGAUUCUUCAUUCAAGCAACUUAGAAAUUAUAUAGUAGGAAGAUGACUUGGAAAGAAAAAAUAACACUGGGAACAACAAGGCUGUUGUCACAAUUUCUCUGUACAGAUAAUUCCAAUCUAUCUUCAUUAAAACUGCAUUUGAUUUGUUAAGAUCUUUUUUCAUUUCAGGUAUUGAGUUAGUCAAUUUCAUGGGGGCAAAAGUUUGGGAGGCGGGUAUAUAUAUAAUGUGCCAAGGAUAUGGAUUGAGCGGAAAAUACAGAGUUUGGCCAUUAUGUACAUGUAUUGAAGCUUCCAUUUAUCAUUGUACUACAAGUAUGUACAGUCAAACCUGGUUUAGUGACAACCUGUUUACAAAGAGUACAUUUCUUGUUUUCCUUGAAAACGGUUUCUCAUUGAAACAUGUAUUAAAAGAACCUGUCCACAAAGACCACCUGUCUACAAAGACUGCUUUUCUUGUCUCUUUUGGGUGGUCUUUAUUGACAGUGGUUAUACUUGUGGCAGUAAUCUACAGGUAUUAACGCUGUAAGACAGACUAGAGCCUUUCUAAAAAGAUAUGGUAGAUAUAAAUUGACCAAAUAUAGACUUUACAAGCGAGUGCUCAUUGGGCUCUAAUUAAUUGUCAUCACAGGUUUUACCAAAAGAAUGAAUGGAUAUCUCAAUAUCUACAAAGUUCUACGACGUAACAUUGAAAGUAAAGAAACUCUGAAAUUGUUGCAGAAUAGUUUUUGUACAACUUGCAAUGAAUUUAACAAUUAAACUCUUGUAACAAUCACAUGUAAAAAUAAAAUUGCUAAAUUCUAAUUUUCAAAA